CGCUCAACAAAGUUGCGAAUAGCAAAGGAAUAAUUGUACGCUUCAAUUGCACUUCUCGCGUAUAAUCGGGGUCACGUGGCUCCCAAAUAAUUGAAAUUCAAAUUGAAGUGUGUUUGCAGGACGCGAGAUCUUUUCUCCUUACCUUGACUCUUAAAUCGACAUGUCUCGACCGAACAUCCUCGUCCUUGGUCUCAUGGAUGAAGACUAUCUUUCCGACUUGUUUUCACCUCUUAUGUCGUCGAUGCGUGCAGUGGCAACUGUCAAAUCGGUCACUCGCAUCAAAGAGGCUAAAGCUAUCCUUUCUUCUAACACGCCUCCAACUGCCGUGCUCUCAAUUGAUGCCGCGCCGACACAAUCCAAGUAUCGUUCUUUGAAUGAACAGCUUGUGCGCUUUGCUAGAGCCGGUGGCGUUGUCGUCUUCGGGUGUAAUUUCAGCAACCACUUUUCAUUCGACACUGCCGAACGUUUCUUUCGCGCAUGGGGCGUGCCUUGGAAAUUGGGGGACUAUCAUCGCACUACCGUGUAUCUCAAUGCUGAUGGUGUACAAGGAAUGGAUCUUACAGGCAUGGAAUCGUCUUACAGCGUUAAAGCCUUGAAUUUGGCCCAAGUCCUCCCGACCUCCGCUGUCUAUUCUCCCUCCCAGGACUCUCGCACCCAGUCGCAUGUAUUCGCUGCUACUUCUGUUGAUACUUCUCAGACGCCGGCUGCCUACUCAGCAAUUGGAGAUGGCUACAUGGGUUAUACCGGUGACGUGAACGCAGAGGAACCUACCACAAAGGUCAUCAUGGCUAUGUUGCAUUUGCCUAUCAAUCAGAUCGUGCCAGAUACAUCAGACAGAAUAGUUGGUGUAUCUUUUGGUCCUGGUGGAGUGAUGAGACAGAUUCGACAGAGCGAGAUGAAUGCUCGUACCACCGCAGCGAGUGAAAGUCCUGGAGCUGCAUCCUCUUCCCCCCAAGCCGAAACUUCUGAGCUUGAUGAUUCUGAGUCUGAAUCAUCUAGUAGCUCUUCGUAUGAAAAAUACGAAAAGGGCAGACGUGGAACAGCCCGCGGGAUUCCUCCUAGGAUUGUAUCAUCCGUUCCUCGACCUAGGGAGGCAGAAGUCAAAGCUCGAGCAGUGCGACGUAAUCAGGUCAAUGAAAGGAAGAAGGCCGCAGCUGAAAAACUCAAAGACAAGGGUAACAAUGUGUUCAAGGCUGGAAAAUACAAUCAAGCGGUCGAUCUUUACAAACAAGCCUGCAAGAUGUACAAACCACUACCAGUCUAUAUGUCCAAUCUUGCAGCCGCAUUAAUCAAGCUAGAACGGUGAGUUAAUACCUAAAAUGGCUUUUGAGACGUCACUGGAGAGAUGUUUUUAGCUGGGACGAGGCAGAAAUGGCAGCUGAUCAUGCCACUCUCGUGGAUCCGACUCUCUUGAAAGGAUAUUUUCGCCGAGGCGUCGCCCGCAGGCAUUAUGGUAAACCAAAGGGCGCUGUACGAGGUUAGAGAUCGAGGGUUUCCGUUUUUUUCGUCGAAUCCGUUGCCUGAUACAAACUUUCGUAAAGAUUUCGAACGAUGCCUUGAAA
Molecule: messenger RNA, 1562 nt
Organism: Lentinula edodes (shiitake mushroom)
Lineage: Eukaryota; Fungi; Basidiomycota; Agaricomycetes; Agaricales; Omphalotaceae
Exons: 3
Coding region: 161-1306 (381 amino acids)
Biological process (GO): post-translational protein targeting to endoplasmic reticulum membrane
Cellular component (GO): TRC complex; membrane
Molecular function (GO): protein binding; molecular adaptor activity
Source: RefSeq, a predicted model, not a curated record